Messenger RNA from Mycena indigotica, 627 nucleotides. Its product is annotated as BTB domain-containing protein. NCBI's taxonomy places the organism in Eukaryota, Fungi, Basidiomycota, Agaricomycetes, Agaricales, Mycenaceae. The coding region runs from base 1 to 627 and encodes 208 amino acids. The transcript is spliced from 3 exons. The record is from RefSeq and is a predicted model, not a curated record. Gene Ontology annotation, molecular function: protein binding.
AUGAAUCCGGACUCGAAGCCAUGCUCUCAAAGCACCCACUUCUGGCUUCGGGAUCAUGGCAUGCUUGUUUUCGAAGUACAACAUGUCCUCUUCCGAGUCCACGCGUAUUUCCUCCAUCGCGACUCACCUGUGCUCCGCGACAUGGCGCCAGUCGAGAUAUCAGCCACCGGGCCGGAGCCCGUCUUCCACCUUGAUGGCGUCAAGAGCAAAGACUUCGAGCAUCUCCUCUGGCUCUACUACAAUCCAUUGAUUACCAACUACACUGCCCCCAAGACUACUUGGCAAGCGAUUCUCAGGCUUGCAGAUCGGUUCGAGAUGGACAAUAUCAAGAAGAUUGCCCUGCGAAAUCUGCUCGUUGCGCCUGAUGUUGAUCCUUUCGAGACAAUCAUGUUGUGCGAACGCGAAGACAUGGCGCGCGCCCAGGCUGAGGAAGCUUACAUCGCAAUUUUGACACGAAAUGCGCCUUUGAGUGCAGAAGAAAUCAAGGUGUGGGGGUUGACUGCAGAGGUGAUCGCGAUUAUCACACAAGCACGGGAGGAGGUAAUCAAGCUCAGGAAUAGGGCAGAGGAAGGCGUUAGGGACCUUGUCAAGGCUGCGUUGAAGAACAACAGCAAGAUGCCAGAGUGA